Messenger RNA from Danaus chrysippus (African queen), 285 nucleotides. The record is from the annotation of a GenBank genome assembly. Lineage: Eukaryota; Metazoa; Arthropoda; Insecta; Lepidoptera; Nymphalidae.
AUGUUCGUGUAUAGUGUUUUAAGCGUCGUCGCAACGAGAGGCCUUCUGAGCAUUGUGAACAAAACUCGGCGAGCGCUUGCGGAUUUGGCGGAGUCGCCUCCGCAAAUCCUCAUUUACUUGCAUUAUUUUAAUGGAGCUAUUGUGGGCAGAUGUCCUUUGUCGUGUGCAGAUGCGGAUGCGGAUGCGGAUCCGGGGAAUGUCCCGGUGCAUAAGUGCAUCACUGGCCUCAUUCGGCCGCUCGAUUCCGAAUUAAAGAGCAGAGGGCUCCGUUUCAGUAUAGGCUAA